CGAACGAUGAUUACCCGCCAGCCUCAACCACCGCCAUCACCAACACCACUACCUGUCAAUCACUCAAUCUUCAGACUGAAGAAUUCUCACCCCUCACACCUCUCACCAACCCAAAAAGAACAAAAUGCCCGUCGCGUUCUUUUUGAUCUUGAUUUUCAAACCCCAAAUUCUUCUAUUCUCUUCCAAUGGAGUAUUCGAGACCUAGGGUUUCGUCACUGAGCCGUGUGUUAUCAUUUCUCACCGUUCUGGUUUUUCUUCUGGGACCGAAGGUUUCAGCUGCGGUGGAUGAUGGUGAUCUUGAAACUGUGUCCCGUUGCAAUGUCGAUCUCACUACAUUUCUUCCGUUUCCGUACAGUAAUUUGUCGAAUGUGAUCUGUAAACCUGUUUGGAAUACCUUUGUUAUACAGUACUCCCAGACUGAAGAUCAUGUUGUGACUAUUCUGUUAUCUGCUGUAUAUACCAUUGGAUGGGUUGGAAUGGGGUUUUCAAAAAAUGGGAUGAUGAUUAAUUCCAGUGCUAUAGUGGGAUGGAUUAAUAAAGAAGGUGAAGCAAGAGUCAGAAGGUACUACCUCCAGGGGUUUGAACCCUCAGAAGUUAUACCAGGAAGGGGCGAAUUGCCGAUCACUAAUAUUCCAGCAGUUGUGGUGCUUCGCGGAGCCAUAAUUUACUUGGGAUUUCAGCUGCACUUUGCUGCUCGUCUUUCUCGCCAACCAAUUUUAUUGGCUUUUGGGAGUAGAUAUCCAACAAAGCACCACCACCUAUACAAACAUGAUGACAAAACAAGCUUCAUAUUCGACUUCUCUGCAGGUUCUGUGUCUAAUGCACGACUCGCACCUGAUACCAUUGGUCCCAUGAAAAAGACCCAUGGAUUACUGGGCCUAUUUGGAUGGGGUCUGAUUCUUCCUUCUGGAGCAAUUGUUGCGAGAUACCUUAAGCAUAGGGAUCCCCUUUGGUAUUAUCUUCAUGUAAUCAUUCAAUUUGUGGGAUUUAUAUUGGGGCUUGCUGCCGUUGUAGUUGGUGUAUCACUCUAUGAUAAGCUGCAUGCCAAUUAUCUAUCACACAGAGGCAUUGGAAUCUUUAUUCUUGUGCUUAGUAUUCUCCAGAUCUUGGCAUUCUUUGGACGACCCAACAAGGACAGCAAGAUACGCAGGUAUUGGAACUGGUAUCACCACUGGUUUGGAAGGAUUGCCCUUUUCUUCGGAGCUGUGAAUAUAGUAUUAGGGAUCCAAAUUGGAGGUGCAGGAAAUGCAUGGAAGAUAGGUUAUGGAUUUAUUCUUGCUACAGUAUUAGUCACGACUAUCAUUCUAGAAGCACUGUCAAUGAUGAGAAAGUCGGAGAAGACAGAGCUGCCAGCCUUCCAAAUGAAUCCUAUUCAGUAAAAUGAUUGGUCUGACAGGGUAACCAAGAUGUAUGCUAGAUUUUGCACUCUCAAGAUAAUAUUUUCGUUGAUGGAAAGAGAUCCAGCACUGCACCGAAUCCCUUUUUCUAGCUAGGCUGCACAAUGUUGAAGUUCAUUCUACUGCCAAUGUUCUGUGAGUUUGAACAAAGCUUUACAAGCCUUUUAAAUAGUGAGAUCCCUCCAUGUGGAUGUUACAAAAUGUAGAAUAGCCAGAUAAAAUGCAUGCCUAUUUAGAUUCUGGACAUGCUGAGGCCUGUACAAUCCUACACCCUGCUCUGCAUGGUGAUGAAGGUUUUUGAUUGGAUGUGGAAGCAUUUUGUUGGCAUGAGAGUACUUUUUUUUUUUUUUUUUUUUUCUUUUAAACCUCUAUGUGUUUUUGUGGAAAACAUUUUCUGGCUGAAAGUAUGAUGUGAAAGUGGUUGCUGAGUGUUUACAGCAA
Molecule: messenger RNA, 1838 nt
Organism: Cornus florida
Lineage: Eukaryota; Viridiplantae; Streptophyta; Magnoliopsida; Cornales; Cornaceae
Product: cytochrome b561 and DOMON domain-containing protein At3g61750
Exons: 5
Coding region: 186-1379 (397 amino acids)
Source: RefSeq, a predicted model, not a curated record